Messenger RNA from Cetraspora pellucida, 2620 nucleotides. The record is from the annotation of a GenBank genome assembly. Lineage: Eukaryota; Fungi; Glomeromycota; Glomeromycetes; Diversisporales; Gigasporaceae.
AUGAAAUCUCGGUCAGGUUUCAAUCGGAUCAUUUCGUUGGUGCUUUUAUUAUCACUAUUGCUAGCAAUAGUCCCAUUAGUAUCAUGUUAUCAUAACUUUACUUAUCAAGAGACAAAAUCAUCUUCAGUAAUACCUCGAAUAUGGAAACCAUAUGUGUAUAAUGAUGGUACAAUACUCGUUCGCAUAAUUCGAAGAGAUGCUGCAAAUAGUAUCGUUAAUCGAGUAUGCCUUCAACAAGUAUUAUCUCUACGAAUAAUAUAUCCAAACGGAACCGUAACUGAACUUGACAUUGACUUGAAGAUUCAAUCUUUCAAUUAUUGUCUUAUUGCGGCUAGUCCGCAAAAUUUGGAACCAAUACACUUAUACCCUUUACAAACUGGUUAUUUCCUCGUAAAUUACUUUAAUGCUACAGAUGUUAAUGAUUACUCUACUUAUCAAGAAUGGACAAUGAUCGUUAAUUGGAAAGGUGUAAUACUUAGUCAAGCGUUUUUUGGAUACGCUUAUGUAAAUUCGGCCGGCUAUGCUAUUGUCUAUGCGAAUUCAUCUGACCAAAAUAAUUCGCCUGAUCCACUUACCGUUCGUGCGGCAUUAUACAUUCAACCUAUUGGAUAUGGUGACAAAACCUUGGGAUCUCCGCUGCUUCUCUAUCAACUCCCACUUCAAAACGUGUUUUUCGGUCCACUUUAUUGUGAUAUUUCUCCUGUUAAUGUCGGCCAAAUUUGUACACUAACCAUUGGUUCCGUUAUUGAAUUUACUCCAAUAUCCAGAAUAUUACCUACUCUACCUAAUGUUACUUCAUGGGUGGUUUCUUCACUACCUUUUGGUGGUUAUUUAUUGGUUUCUCAAACUCUAUCUCCAACUGGCAUAAAUGUUUAUGCAUAUAUAUUUGACGAAUACUCCUCCACUGGACAACCUUGGGAACUUUUAGAACCCUAUCCUUCAAAUGUAGCCGGUUCUUUCGAAAUUCUUCCUAAUAAUUCUAUUAUUGUCGCUAAUCCGGAAUCUUUGAAUACCUGGUCAUUUGUAGUUUCUGAUUUACCUAAAUUUACAAAGAAUAAAGAUAAUGGUUACUCUAAUGUUCGUGUAAACAUCACCAGCCCUAAUAUUGGUGAUGUGAUUCCAACUUCAACUCAAAAUAUCACCAUAAGAUUUUAUGACCCUGUGGAACUUUCUUCCGGAAAUAUUUCAAUCUAUCAAACUGAUAAUAACCAAAAUGAUGUUCUUCGACAAAGAGUUUCUGGAAAAAAUAUUGGUUUUUGUUCAAUAUCUGAUGAUGGUUUAACAGUAACCAUUAAAGUCCUCGAUAGCACCUUUAGUAAACCAAAUUCCAUGUUUUAUGUAAAAGUUGAUAAUAAUUUUGUAAGGAGUAGUGCUUUUAAAGAACCACUUAUUGGAAUUGGUGAAAGAAUUUGGAAAUUCAACACAGAGAAUAAAGAAGAGCCAUUUGCAGGCUCAGUAUCUGGAUUAUUACGUUUAACUCUGGAUGGAUCAACGUAUUACGAUAGUCUCAAUUCAAGUGGCAAAAGCAGUUUCUUUUCCAAUCUUCAAAAUGAUAUUUCAAAAGCCCUCCCCGUUUCUCCUUCCCGUUUAAGUUCUAAUCAACACGUUCAGGUUGAUUUCUCUAUUAGUCCAGGUCGACAGAUUUUCUUAUCAUUUAAUAUCGAACAAACUAGAGAUAAAAAUGAAAGAAGUGUUGCUUCGAUUAUCCGAGAUUUAAACACAAUGGUUCGUAACAAAGACAUUACACCAAUUGGGUCAGGAAACACUACAAAAUUUCUAGAUGAAACUUAUGGAUUCGUGCCAUCGGCAAAUCUAUGGGAUAAAUACAAGUUGAAGCUGUUGGGAGUGUUCUUAAUAGCUUGCUUGUUGAUUACUCUUUUCCUUAUGGCUCAAAGAAGAGAUAAGAAGGGUAACAACAUUGCCAUUUUACAACUUGGCCUUAUUUUAUUUGAUGUUACCAUAGAUAUUCUAUUCUUGGUUAAUAAUGGUAAAGAUGUUGAGAUUUUAUACAUUCCCAGUAUAAUAUUCCUGGUAGUUCCAAUUUGCAUAAAUACUUCAUUAGCUUUUGUUAUCAUUACAAAGGAAAACACGCGUCCUGAAUUUUUCUCAUGGUUUGUCGCACAUGGAAAAGUCGCGUCAAUAUUUACCGUAUUGGCUGGCGCUGACAUUGAAGCAUUAGCCGUACUUAAAUCAAACCUUGCUGGAUUUACAUUUUUCCAAGCUCCUUUUUCAGAUGACGCUCAAUCAAGCAUAUUUUGGGGUGCAUGUUUGAAUAUCUUCACAGAAGACAUACCUCAAGUAAUCAUUCAGAUCUUAUACCAAGGAAAUACUGUAAUAUAUGACAUAAUUCCACUACUUACCCUUGUCUCAUCCUGCCUCAAUUUGACGGUUAAUAUGAUUGGAAGAUUAUAUCAAGCCACGAACAGAAUUCGACAAAAGAGACAAAGUUAUCGUCUUCCUAAAACCGAUGAAACACAAUACGAUAUGGGAAAUAACCAACCAUUUCACAUGUCAGCUCCGAUGGUUUCUCAUGAUGAAUCACCUCAAAAGAUUGAUGUUAAAAGCGACAGACUUUCUGUUGAUGAUGAAAGCAAGAAGUUGGCAAAAAGCAAUUCAACGA